Triplophysa rosa is the source of this 4055-nucleotide messenger RNA. RefSeq names its product ADP-ribosylation factor GTPase activating protein 2 (gene arfgap2). Gene Ontology annotation, molecular function: GTPase activator activity. The record is from RefSeq and is a predicted model, not a curated record. The transcript is spliced from 17 exons. Gene Ontology annotation, biological process: COPI coating of Golgi vesicle. NCBI's taxonomy places the organism in Eukaryota, Metazoa, Chordata, Actinopteri, Cypriniformes, Nemacheilidae. The coding region runs from base 30 to 1691 and encodes 553 amino acids.
UUCUGUGUUUACUCUGCUCAGUUGGCAAGAUGGCGUCGGAACCGAACAAGACAGAAAUUCUCACCAUUUUUAAGCGACUACGCUCCGUUCCCACAAACAAGGCUUGCUUUGACUGUGCUGCUAAGAAUCCGAGUUGGGCUAGUAUUCCAUAUGGCGUGUUUCUGUGCAUUGACUGUUCUGGGAUUCAUCGCUCAUUGGGAGUGCACUUAAGCUUCAUCAGAUCCACCGAGCUGGAUUCCAACUGGAGCUGGUUUCAGCUGAGAUGUAUGCAGGUUGGAGGAAAUGCCAACGCGAUGGCGUUUUUCCAUCAGCACGGCUGUACCACCAACGACACCAAUGCAAAAUAUAACAGUCGUGCGGCUCAGAUGUACAGAGAGAAGAUUCGGCAGUUCGCCAACGCCGCGCUCUCCAAAUAUGGCACUGAUCUGUGGAUUGACAAACCGGGCUGUGCUCAACCAUCACCUUCAGAGAAGAAAGAGACUGACUUUUUUGAUGAGCACACACAGCCUGCCAACAGCUGGGACAUGGCAUCACCCUCCCUAACUGAUCAGAACGGAGCCGUAACAAUCACCCCUCAACUGGAGCAGAACACUCCUAAGAAUUCUGAGACCGCGAGUACCCAGCCUGAAGAGGGUCCGAGCAUUGAAGGCCUGAGCACGAGUUCUAAAGGCACAAUAGAGAACUCAAUGAGAUUGGCAUCUGAAGAGUCACAAACUCCUAAAGAUGAUCAAGUGAAACCCUCCAUCAUUGGAAAGAAAAAGCCAACCACAGCAAAGAAAGGGCUUGGAGCUAAAAAGGGUCUUGGUGCCCAGAAAGUGAGCAGCAAGAGCUUCAGCGAGGUGGAGAAACAGGCCCAUCUGACCGAGAAGAUGCGAGAGGAACAGGCUGCCGAGUCCAAGAAACAAGCCGAGGAGUCCAUAGUGACCUCUAUGAGACUGGCCUACAAAGAGCUGGAGAUCGACAGAAAGAUGGAAGAAAAGAAACUCAAGAACAUGGAGGAGAAGAAAAAAGAGCAGGCGGAGAGGUUGGGCAUGGGAUUCGGCAACCGGAGUGCCGUGUCUCACUCCGUGAUGGCCGAGAUGCAGGUGAUCGAGCAGGAGACCCCGGUGGGGGUCAAAUCCUCCACCCGCACCAAGCUGGACAUGUUUGAUGAGCCGGGGUUUGCCUCUGGACCACCAAAGUACAAGGAUAACCCUUUCACAUCAGGAGACAGCUUUGGGUCACGGUGGGACAGUGAUACCGGAUCAGCUUUCUCCUCCUGGGCUCUGGAGAAGGACGAGCCUAAAGACAGCGAGGUCACCAUCUCGAGCAUCCAGCCGAUUGGCGAAAGGUUGCCUAGCCGACGGAAGCAUGAGGUCUCUGUGCCAGUCGCAGAGUCCAGCGAAGCCCGACAGAAGUUCUCCAACGCUAAAGCCAUCUCAUCCGACAUGUUCUUUGGCCGCGAGAGCAACCCGGAGUAUGAGGCAAAGACUCGUCUGGAGGGCAUGUCUGGAAGCACCUCCAUCAGCUCUGCUGAUCUGUUUGGUGACGGCAGCGACCGUUCCUCAGGAUCAUCAGGUUUUGACGGCGUGCUUCCCUCUGGUCCAGACAUUGCCCAGUUCAAGCAAGGUGUGAAGACGGUCGCUGGGAAGAUGGCAGUGCUGGCUAACGGGGUUAUGAACACCAUUCAGGAUCGCUAUGGCUCUUACUGACAGAACUGCAUUAGACUGAUAUGGACGUUACAUCAAACAGGAUACACCUCACUGCUGAUUGGAUCUGGUCUGUCUGUCUUACCUAAAAACAUAAGAGGAAGACGAAGGCAUGGGAGCGCCUGUUUCUCUCCUGACCACUGUACACAUUCUUUGCUGACAGUAUUUUAAUGUUUAUUUUGAAGACGUGUUUUAUUUUCAGAUAACAGGAGCACUGGGAAAGAGUGUAAAGUUUACAACCGCGGUGCUCGCUGUUUUACCCAACAAUCCUGUUUUCUACGCCAUGUUUGGUCUUUGAUUUCAAAUAGUUUUUUAUUUGAAAAGUAUUCUUCCUGGAAUUAAAUGUAUAACUGCAUAUUUGUUAGCUCUAACGUGUUCUCAUGGCUUUUUUUGUAUUUUAACGAUGCAUUCGGUAAACAUGUGAUCCCCAUAUGGUAUAUUUAUACAUUUUGCACCCAAGCGUUCUUUUAGUUUUUUUAACAACAUGACUUUACAUUUAGCGACUAUGGUUAUGGGUGACAGGUAUAGUUCCUCUUUGCAUAAGACGACCUAAAGUUUAUUUUUAAGUGAUGUUAAAAUAACGUUAAUAUUGUGCAAUAUGUCCUGGCAUGUCAAUGACCAGCUCUUGGAUGCAGCGGUGUUACCUGGGAAUUCAUCGCUAUUGUGGUUUUUGUUGGAGAGGUGAAUUUAAACAACCGUGUUUGUUUUGCAUGCCAGCACAGGUAGAAGACACUGGUGCUGAAUGUUAUCAAUCCCAGCAUUCCCAAAAUUUUCAAGAGGCACAACCCAAACUGAUUUGAGAUUUACAGUUGUUAAUUUAAGCGUGUAAUUUAUUUUGUGGUACCAAAUGGAUCUACAGUCUGAUUAAGUUGUGACCCGGCCACAUUUAACAUUGACAUUAUAUCAUCUGUGGAUGAAGAGGGAGUGUUUGAAAACAGUUGUUACUAGUGCUCACAUUUGCUACACACUUCACUUCAGACAUGAAUCAAAUUGAAGUAUAUAUUUAAUUGAGUAAAAAAACAGUCAACAGCCAUUUUUUAUUUCAAAUUGACCAGUUUUAGUGUAGUCAGGCAGUGUGCAUGUGCAAUACUGUUUCCUAGUACAUGCAUUCAAACAAUACAGCUUGUCCUUGUUUGGGGUUGUACGAUGACAUCUUGGAAUAUUCUUUUGUUUUAAUACUCCUCGUACAUUGUCUGCCUGUCCAGUUGUAUCCCUAAAUUUGACGAUAAAGAACAUCAACCCGACAGCCGCCUGGAUUAAAAAGCUAUUUAUUGUAGCCUGUUGAGAAGAAUCUAUUGAGAACUGUGUGAAUAAAGAUUAAAAUCCCCACACUUUGAUUCAAGACUUGUGUAAUCAAUCCAUGACAUUUAAAGUGCAAACAAAUGAGUGGUAAAGAAACUGCAAUUCAGAGUACAAAGUGGUACAGACGCUGACCCUUGAACCCUUAUAAAAAUGAAAUGAGCAGAGGCCCGGCCUGGCAAACCUUAGAAAAGUCUCCGUAUCGGUGGGUUGUGGCUUUAAUGUGCUCCUUAUUCAACACACACCUUUCAUGCUGUUGUAAAGGGGCAAAGUAGUCUGUGACCUCUUCAUUCAGCGCUUCAGCUGAAGAACCGAGCUGUACGACAGACUGUGAAUCGACUGACCGUGGAUGAAAUUUAGCUUGACAGCGUUCAAUUGUCUCGAUGCCAGAGACUCCCUAAAAGACCCUUUGAUCACAGAUAAAUAAAUGCACAUAAAAACCACCUUUAGUUAUUACAUCAAUUGCGAGGAUCUUCGACAUUACCAUACAAACAAAAGAUCAAUAUGUAAGCCGUCCUCCAGUGUUAUUUGUAUGGUAGUUAAAUUGAGAGGUGGUGAUCAGAGAGACGCAUUAUGUGCCAGUGCGGAUGCUAAACGUGUCCCUUUCUUCUUGUGUUAAAGCUUUAGAUUUACUUAAUGAAACAAAGAAUAGCAGGUUUAGAAGCAAAGUGCCCAUAUAUUUAGUCAUUUAUGUAUUGAAUAGUUAUAGUGCUGAUUAGUGUAACAACCCAGGAAUAACCCAAAUAAAGUUAAUUCCGUUCAAUUUCUGUCUCAGUUUUGUAGCUAAAGUAACUGAGUUAUAAAUCUCACUGGUCACAAUAUUGCACAUUUAUAGAUCAGGAGACAAUGGAAAUCAUCAUAGUCAUCAUCUACUCACCCUCAUGUCAUUCCAAACCUUCUUCUGCAGAACACAAAAGAAGCUGUUUUGAAGAAUGUCGGUGUCGGUAACCAAACAACAUUUACCCCCAUUGACUUCCAUUGUAUGGACACAGAAAUACUGAGACAUUUCUCAAAAUAUCUUCUUUUGUGCUCCACAGAAGAAAGAGUCACAUACAGGUUUUGGAAAAA